AUGAUUCUAGCCAGUGACGGCUUGUGGGAUGUAAUGGCCAACGAAGAGGUGGACCCGGCAGCCCAGGCGGCAGCCCAGGCGGCAGCCCAGUAUCUAUCCAUUCAGACCCUUCAGAAGGGGAGCAAGGACAAUAUUACUGUAGUUGUGGUGGACGUGAAGGCCCAGAGAAAGAUCAAGACCCGGACCGAGCUAGAUUGGAAUAAAUAA
Molecule: messenger RNA, 207 nt
Organism: Striga hermonthica
Lineage: Eukaryota; Viridiplantae; Streptophyta; Magnoliopsida; Lamiales; Orobanchaceae
Source: the annotation of a GenBank genome assembly